AUGUUCGCUGCUAAAUCUAGUAGCCCGCAGAUCACAAAGUAUCGCGUGAUAGCCGCCAAUAAUCAUGGAGACCAACUUGCGGCUGACAUCAAGUCUGGGGAAGAUGCGGAGAACCGGGACCAAUCAGAGUUGGGCGAGCCGGGUAUUGACUGUUUGGGGUCAAUAGGUAUAUUCGCUUACUGGUGGGAUGCCUUAAUUAACCUGUUGGGCACUACACUCCGGACUUAUCCUUGUGUUCUUGUAUCAAGCAGUCACUUGAGCUGGCAUGUGUUGGUCUUCUGGAAGCGUGGAUGA
Molecule: messenger RNA, 294 nt
Organism: Penicillium hordei
Lineage: Eukaryota; Fungi; Ascomycota; Eurotiomycetes; Eurotiales; Aspergillaceae
Exons: 2
Coding region: 1-294 (97 amino acids)
Source: RefSeq, a predicted model, not a curated record